UUUUUGUAAUGUAUGAUCGGUGAUUCGGCGUGGUUUUAGGUAAUACUUAAAGCAAAUAAUACAUCAUGCCGAGAUGGGAUCUCCUGUUGCUAACCAAGACAAGACAAAGUUCCACGUCCCUCCGUGUCGUUACCGUGCGUUGUCUUGUCUUUCUCACUCUCCCACUCAUAUACACACACUACACACUCCCUCGCACAGCACAGCCACGCACAGGGGUCAGGUCAGUCGCCUACGAAAUUCAAUAGCACAGCGAGAGCCAAGGAAGAAGAAGAAGCAAGCGGAGCGCCAUGGCGGCGUCCAACGGCGAGGGCCACGGCCGGUUCGACGUGAUCGUGGUGGGCGCGGGCAUCAUGGGCAGCUGCGCCGCCUACGCGGCGUCCUCUCGUGGCGCGCGCGUGCUGCUCCUGGAGCGGUUCGACCUGCUCCACCACCGGGGCUCCUCGCACGGCGAGUCGCGCACCAUCCGCGCCACCUACCCGCAGGCGCACUACCCGCCCAUGGUGCGCCUGUCCCGGCGCCUCUGGGACGAGGCCCAGGCCGACGCCGGGUACACCGUGCUCACGCCCACCCCGCACCUCGACCUGGGCCCGCGGGACGACUCGGCGCUCGUCGCCUCCAUGAGGAACGGCGGUGCCACCGAAGUCGUCGCCGGGGAUGAGUCGUCGUCCUGGCCGUGGGCAGGCGUGUUCAGGGUCCCCGACGGGUGGACGGCGGCGCGGAGCGAGCUGGGCGGGGUCAUGAAGGCCACCAAGGCCGUGGCCAUGUUCCAGGCGCUCGCCGUCAAGAGAGGCGCCGUCCUCAGGGACAGGACUGAGGUGGUGGACAUCACCUCCUCCAAGCGAGGAGAGGGGUCAAUCAUCUCGGUGAGGACGUCCAGCGGCGAGGAGUUCCACGGCACGAAAUGCAUAGUGACAGUGGGCGCAUGGACGAGCAAGCUGAUCAAGUCGGUGACCGGCCUGGAGCUGCCGGUGCAGCCGGUGCACACGCUCAUCUGCUACUGGAAGGUGAGGCCCGGGCGCGAGCAGGAGCUCACCCCGGAGGCCGGGUUCCCGACGUUCGCCAGCUACGGCGACCCCUACAUCUACAGCACGCCGUCGAUGGAGUUCCCGGGGCUGAUCAAGAUUGCCAUGCACGGCGGCCCGCCGUGCGACCCGGACGGCAGGGACUGGUCCACGGGCGCGGGCGACCUGGUGGAGCCGGUGGCCCGGUGGAUCGACGCCGUCAUGCCGGGCCACGUCGACACCACCGGCGGGCCCGUCGUCCGCCAGUGCUGCAUGUACUCCGUGACCCCCGACGACGACUACGUCGUCGACUUCCUCGGCGGGGAGUUCGGGAAGGACGUCGUCAUCGGCGCGGGGUUCUCUGGCCACGGCUUCAAGAUGGGCCCGGCCGUCGGGAGGAUCCUGGCCGAGAUGGCCUUGGACGGGGAGGCGAGCACGGCGGCCGAGGCCGGAGUAGACCUCCGCCCCCUAACGAUCGGCCGGUUCGCGGGAAAUCCCAAAGGAAACCUGUCUGCCAGCCAAGGCUGAUCGGCGACGGGGCUCUGUUUCAUGGUUUGAUGUCAAAGUGUGUGCUCUGCUUGCCAACUUGUCUGUUAAGUGUCUUUUGGGUUGUUGGAUUUAAAAAACAAAAGUGCGCGCAUCUCCUCAGUGUUUUCUGCAGGCUGCAGUAAUAAACUGGUUUGGUCAGUUCUAUUGAUAAUGACAGCAAUAAUAAGUUCGUUAUUGUGCA
Zea mays is the source of this 1731-nucleotide messenger RNA. RefSeq lists its product as uncharacterized. The transcript has 2 exons. NCBI's taxonomy places the organism in Eukaryota, Viridiplantae, Streptophyta, Magnoliopsida, Poales, Poaceae. Gene Ontology annotation, molecular function: flavin adenine dinucleotide binding; sarcosine oxidase activity. The record is from RefSeq and is a predicted model, not a curated record. The coding region runs from base 288 to 1529 and encodes 413 amino acids.